Leptidea sinapis is the source of this 8975-nucleotide messenger RNA. It is a transcript of the gene plx, whose product is annotated as TBC1 domain family member 1. The coding region runs from base 725 to 4702 and encodes 1325 amino acids. The record is from RefSeq and is a predicted model, not a curated record. The transcript has 23 exons. Lineage: Eukaryota; Metazoa; Arthropoda; Insecta; Lepidoptera; Pieridae.
UGCAAAACAAUUGAUUGAAUAAUCCCUUGCGGAACUUGAUAUUAGAAGCGUGGAAUAAUAGUCGUUGUGGCGAAUCGAAUUUAAAAUCAAAUUCGAUUUAAAAAAAAACAUAUUGUGUGAAGUUUUCUGUUUUGUAAAAUGAGCUACAAUUUUGUGAUUUGAAUUUCGAAUGUGGUGAUGUAAAAUUAUCGUGAUUUUUUUUUGCCAGUGGCAACUUACAACUUACAAUUUUUUGGAAAGACAAUUAAAGCAUAUUGAAACAGAAAAAUUGUAAAUUUUUACUACAAACUUAGAUGAAAAUCAUAUUGAUGUGACAAAAAGAAACGAUAACGAUAGAUAAUUUUAGCUACAUACAGUUUAUGAAAAAUAUUUCAGUAAUCUGCAGUUCAAGACGACAGGCAAGAAGAAAUAUUAACAAUUUAAAGUUUAUUGUAAUUGCCAGUAAACAAAUAAUAAUAAACUCAAUAACACCGAAGGGCGAAGACUAGUCUUAUUUGUUCACAAGAUGGCAGUUUGGUUUUCACUUUCGCGCGCAGCGGUUGCGUACGAUGUCUCCCAAUUCUCAAUCGCCGAAUUCUGGAUUGGUGUUGUUUUAUUAGUAGUCGCGUGUGAAAUGCACAUUUUAUACUUUAAUAUACUGAAUAGUGUUAAUAUAUAGCUGUUCUUGUGUAUAGUGUGAAAAUGUAAAUAUUAUUGUGAAAUAAAAAUAUACUCGUGAUUCAAAAUGCAACAAAAUCGACCUCUAUUCGGUUCCCAUUCCGACACUUCGGCCAUAAAUGUCAAGCAUUUGGUAACAGAUCUCUUCAGCCAGAUGCGAGACCCUGCAUCUGGUACCUCAAGCCCCAAGGGAUCCUCGGGGUAUGUGAACGUGAUGAGGAAUGUGGGUUUCCAGCAGCAGAAUGGAGCUGAGCAUCUGCCUUGGACCAGUCCGGCGAUAUCAUUGGUGGGGAACUGCAACCCCAACUUGACGGGUGAACAGAGUUCCCUAGUGCGCAGUGUAAGCAAUGCAUCAGCCUUGACCUCGUUGAGCGCCGGUCUUAGUCCGUCGGAGUCACAUUUUUUUGAAGUGCUGUACAUCGGAAAAGUGCGGAUUUCUCAGCGUAAAGUCCCAGAAUCCCUGAUAGACGAUGCCUUGAACAAGUUUGCUCAACACGAGGCGGAAAAAGUCCGCUCACAAAGACGCCACAGUCUUUUGUCAUCUACAGGGACUUCCAUUAGCUCCAAUUCUAUUGAUAGCUUAAAAGAAUCAACGAAAUCUCACGAAAACUUCCAAAAAUCACUAAUACCAAGCACUACGCCAUUAGAACCUGACAAAACUACAGCAUGGAAAAGUGUCGAAGCCUUACAUAAGAAUAGUACACAAGUAGAUAAGGAAUUUGAUGAGUUUACGAAAGAAAGGGUAGUUAAGAAUGAUUUUGUGACCAAAAAUAAUUUAUGUACCCUGAAAGAGGUCGAGGAAAGAAACGAUUUAGAAGGAUCGAAAGUUAAACUUGAUCCGUUAAAUGUUCUUGGAUCUGAUGAUUCUAAAAUAGAAGAUGAAUUUAAGUUAUUAGAAAAAAAUAAAAAGCUUAAUGAGUUAAAAAUAACAGAAGAUGAAAGCGUAGAUAAAAUAAGUUCUAAACAGCCCGAUUUAAAUCAGAUUGAUGAGACAAAAUCAGUGGAUAGUGAAGAAAGUAAUGAGCAAACGGAUGAUAUUGUGUUUAACGAGUUACAUAGGAUAAAUAAUGGACGAAAGCAAAACCUGCCGGAAAAUAAACCGUUUUUGAGAGAUCGAUCGGCGUCAAUUGGAACUUUGAAUUUGAAAACGCCGCUUGCACAGUUGAUUGGGGAACAGAAUAGAACUAUGUUGUUCCAGGUUGGUCGUUCGGAGCUGCGUCUCAUAAGUCCAGAUCGCAAGCAGAUCCUACUCCAUCGGAGCUUCAACGAUGUCGCCAGCUGUGUUCUGGGCAGAGUCAACAAGGAGCAUUUCGGAUUCGUGUGCCGGGAGACCAAUGACAGUUACGCAUGCUAUGUCUUUAAAUGCGAAAGUGAUUCUGUGGCCAGUGAAGUUGUUUGUGCUAUUCGACAAGCUUUUGUUUCAAAUGCGGAGGUGUUGAAGAAGUCUCGCGAGAAAUCUCCGAAUAUGACGUGCGAACAUUGCCCUAUGUUGUGGUACCACAGACUCUGUCACGAUAUUGAAGGCAUGAAUGACAAUAAAACGCACGCGUUCAUCCUUCGUCGCAUCGAAACCUUGCCCGAUGAUGAACAGGAUCUUAUCAUAACCAAGUAUCAGGGCGGUACCAACCACAUGUUCGAGGUGACCGAACACAAUGCGUUCCUCAUGAUGCUGCUUCGUGCCAACUGCGAAGCGAAACAACAGCGGCAUGUACAUGAUACUGCAGAAAACAGGUCAGAGUUUCUCAACCAGUACCUAGGGGGCAGCACAAUAUUCAUGAAAGCGAAGCGCUCCUUAUCAAGCGGCUUCGACCACCUGCUGAAGAGGAGACAGGGGAAAGAAGAUACACCUAUAGUUAAGAAGGAACCAUCACCACGGCCUCCUCCAUUGAACCUCGAUACUUCAUCGGUGACCUCUUCUGCUGAUUGUUUGUCGCCAGACAACUUGAGGUCAAAGUCAGUUUCCCCGGCGGUAGUACAACCAGAACAAACUUUUCCUAAAACUCCGCCUGUUGUCGAAGAGCCUGAUGUUUCCAAAGAAACCACACCGACUGUCAAUUCAACUAUGAUGGAUAUCUUCCUGAAGGUGAGUGAUUCACGGCCGAGCGCCUCGGAGUCCAACGCCGCCGAUACAACAUGGCGGCAAGCCAUUUACGAAAAAGUGGUUCAACAUGAUAUUGAAGGUGAAACAACAAACACACUGUUGGGUCGCCCUGUGCCCGCCAGUGGAAAACGAACGAAGGAACAAUUGAGACAUCUGUGGAAGAUGGCGAUUGACCAAACUGUGCUUCUAGUUCGAAUGGAGAAAGAGAAUAAUCGACUGAAAGAAAGCGCUGAAUCAUCAGCUGUGCGUCGGAUAAAGCUGGAGUAUACUGAACUUUGUACUUGUGAGCCUGGCGUGGGGUUAAUGUGGGAUUCCCUUCUCGCCAGGGACACCUCGCACCCGCUCGCGAAGGUCGACCGACACAUGUUGACACAAGCUGUGCGACAAGGCGUGCCACGAAUGAUACGAGGGCUGGUCUGGUAUUUCCUCGCUGAGCAGGCCUGUCUCCGCAUUCCCCCUCCGGACAUCAAAAUGUUUCCCAAUCACAACACUCCAUACAGGACUUUACUAUCGGGCCUGACAAAGCACCAACACGCUAUCAUUAUAGAUCUUGGUCGUACAUUCCCUAAGCACUCGUACUUUCAGUCAUCAUUAGGCCCGGGACAACUGGCCUUAUACAACAUCUUGAAAGCAUACUCCCUACUGGACCCCGAAGUGGGCUACUGUCAAGGUCUGAGCUUCGUCGCCGGAGUAUUGUUACUGCACAUGGAAGAAUCGGAAGCAUUCACGUUGUUAAGACAUCUCAUGUUCCGACGUGGACUAAGGAAACAGUACCUGCCCGAUAUGAGUGCCUUGCAAGUUCAGCUGUACCAACUGUCCCGUCUUCUCCGAGACCACGAGCCUCUUCUCCACGCGAAGCUGGAGUCCCUCGACAUAUCACCAGCUCUGUACGCAGCGCCCUGGAUGCUGACACUCUUCACCAGCCAGUUUCCUCUGGGCUUCGUGGUCAGAGUUUUUGAUCUAAUAUUCCUUGAAUCGUUGGACGUGAUGUUUUCCGUCUCGCUCGCACUGCUCUCAACUCACAAGGACGGACUGAUGCUGUGCGAGAGUUGCGAAGAAGCCGCUGAAUACCUGAAACACAAACUGCCUGACAUAAGCGUUACGAUCUACAAUAAAGUUAUGAAAAUGGUUCAAAAGCUGGAUAUAUCACGACAACUGACCGAAUAUGCUGUGGAAUAUGCUGUGCUUCGUGAAGAGAUGCCAAGAAUGAGUUUGUUGGCGGACAGGAAUAAAGAGCUCGUGGCUCAUGUAGCUGAUAUGAGCGGGGAACUUGAUACUGCAAUGGAUUCUCUCACCAACUACCAAAAGUCACAAUCACGCCUCGAAUCUCAGAACAAAGUAAUGGAACAGCAUCUCAACAUACUGAGCCGGUAUAUAUCUAAAAUCGACGCGCCACCUGAAAUCAAGAAAAUUGUUCAAGUGUACAAUAAAAGACAAUCAUUCGGCUCCAAAAUCGCUUCGAAGUUUUCAUACAACGAUGAAGAGGGAAAGCAAAAGAGUGCUCCAAAUCUCUUCUCUAAAAUUAGCAGAGAAGAUGUCCUAAACGCUGUUAACAGGAAUGAAGACAGGAAACAAAUGCUGAUUAAGUCCCAGUCGAUACACUCAGGGUUGAUCGCACAAAAUUACCAGAAAACAGAAAACUCCCGAAAGCACAGCCUGACUUUAGACACAUUGGGGAUAAAAGACAUCGGCAGAAAGAAUUCAGGGUUUUUCGCGAACACGCACGAGCAAAUUCGGCAGGAGCGGCUCUUUGAGCAGCAGUUGAAGCAUGAUUUUGACGAAAACCUGAAGAAGUCUGAGCAAUCGGAUAGUGGGUUUGUGACGCCCAUCAGUCCGGAUAAGGAAAAGCCGAUCAUCUCCCAUCCGUUGAGUGAUUGUGAUGUGGACAUUAAGUUUGAUGGGCAGUUGACAAAACUCAAGCAAAUACGGCCCCUACGGCAUUAGCUUAAGUGAUACUGCCAUGAGAAGAUUACUUAGAAGCUGAUAUAUAGCGGGAAUGUUCUCCCAUCGAAUCAUAAGGCAUAUGCGAUAUCCUUAUAUAUACCCUUAGGAUAGAAUAUUCAGUAUACAUUGGUUAACAAACUGAAAAACAAUAGAAUAAUUUUAAGUCAAAAGAGAUCAAAUUGGUAUAGUGAUCAUCGCAGUCCGACUCACAAAACCAGAGGAACCACAGGGCGAUAACUGUCUUACAGGUGAACGUAUGGUUUUAUCAUACCCGUGUUACAUAAUUUGUCCUGGUUCCAAAAAAAAUACAUGGUAACAUAGACCCAGCAUAGUUUACUUUAAACAUGUUCUAUAAUGGGCGUCCAUUUUAUAUAAGGUUUAAAGGGGCGAGCGGGUCGAACUAAACCUAGAGGGAAAGACCUUAUUAGUCCUACAUUAAAAUAAUUAUGCAAUAUAUCCAAAGAACGUCUUUGGAGCAAUAAAGUCGUCGAAUGGUGACCACUACUGGAAGACGCAGUGUUGGUAGGCUAGUAGUGUAGUAGAUCGCCAAAAUAAGUUGGAUCAGGGCACAGAUAACAUUAAAACAUUCAUUCAAAUUAACACCUUAUUUCGUGGCUGUAAUGUUCAAUGUAUAUUGCAUUCUAUCAUUAGAAGUAGUAACACUACGUCACGUGCGAGGUGAGACAAGAACAAUUUGUUUUUGCAAUUGAAAUGUAAUUAUUUAGCAAAUUGACUUACCUGAAAUACGACAUCAAAUUCUUUUUAAUCUGGAUAUGCUGUUAUUUGAACAGUUUUUCACUGAAUACUUUGUCAUUGCGUGGCGUUGUAUUCAAAGCGCGGUCGAAACACAACUGAGCGAAAACUCUGCGUAUUAGAUGCGUAGGCUGAGAUUUGUUUGUAAAUGCUGAUUUAAUUUUGAUGACAUUUCAAUAUGACAUUGAAACAUUUUUUAUUAAAUUAAUGCAAAGUGUUCUUCAUAUAAGUGUUAAAUAUUUAAAAUAAGUAAAAUAUAUUCUAGUUUUUAUUAGUAUAAUUUCAAAAAAUAUUAUUUACAGUACUGAUAAAAAUUGUGCUAUUUAUGAAGAUAUUCAGAGAUUAUAAAUGACUUCCCUAACAUUUAAUAAGCCUUUACUAAAAUUGGACUAUUUAAGAUGGAUAAGACAAAUGAUAUUCUAAAUUUAAAGAAGCAGAUAAGUAUUAGAUGCAAUUACUAAUUAGGAUGCAUUUUGGCAUAGUGCUGUCUCCUUUCUUCGUAUUGUUUUUGAUCACACCAUCCUUUUCACAUUUUUCGAAUGCGCAAAUUUGCUUCGUGGUUAACUUUUCUUAAUAGUUUUAUGAGGACAUAAUACGUCCAUUACGUCAGACCAUAUAUUUAACUAAUACAAUAAAAUAUAUGGAAUUUUUGAUGUUUUGAUUUUUAUUUAUUACUAGCUGACCCAGCAAACGUUGUUUUGCCAUAUAAAUUAUUUUUAGAGUUAGACCGUUUCUUGGACUUUGCAACAUUAUUUUAUUAUUCUAAAAUUGAAGAUUUUUUUCUAAAAUACACAUAGCCUAAGUCAUUCCUUAUUACAUCAGCUACCUGCCAAUAAAAGUCCCGUCAAAAUAGGUCCAGCCAUUUCAGAGAUUAGCCGGAACAAACAGACAGACAGACAAAAAUAAAAAAAAAAUAUUUUGGUGUAUGUACCGUAUAUAUAUAUAUAUAUUCAUAAAGUAAAAACGGUUAUUUCAAUAUUACAAACAGACACUCCAAUUUUAUUUAUAUGUAUAGAUGUAUUUAGAUGAAUUAAAUGUUUCAUAUAUAUUUAUUGAAUGACAAUUUGAGUAAAUCUUGAGAACAAGUAUUUAUUCUGUAAUAUCUGCUAAGGAAGUAAUUUUUUAUCUUUAAAAGACCCAAUAGUCUAGUCUAUCUAUAUAAAUAUUUGCCUUGAUUGUAAAUUACGAGUAAUUAAAACUCUUGCCGGAGUAAAAUCAUAGAAAUAGUAUUAAUAACGAAAUUCAUUUACAUGGUAUUAAAUAGUUACUGUAGUAUGGUUGUAGAAUUAGUAUUAGAAGUAAAUAUAAUAUGGUCACCCUAAUGUUGUCAUUGAAAAUAAUAACACCAUAAUUUCAGACACUUCAUGUAAUAUAUAUAUUAGUUAUGAAACUUUACAUAACAGAAGAUUAUAGCUUAUUGCUAUUAUAUUAUUAUAAAUAUAAUUAUAAACGGUAUUAUAAUCAUAUUAUUAAUAAUUAUAAUUAAUGCCAAUAUAACGGCGAAUAAUUCAAAUAAGCUAUUAUUUGAAUUAUUCGCGUUGAUUGGAAAGGUUCCCUGGUUCGAUUGCCGUUUCUUGAUUUUAAUUUAAUAUAUUUUGUUAGACAUGUGGUAUAUGUAGGCUGGCUGGAUUGAAUAUUAUAAUAUAGGCGACGGCCUAAACGACCGAUGCUAGUCCAGCCUAAACUAUAUUAUAUAUGUUCGACCUAUCAUUGUGAGAGAUAUAUUAUAUAUAGAUAUAUUAUAGAGAGUGUACAGGUAUUCUGUACACUUGAGAUCAAUCUUCUUAAAUCUUGAGAUAUCUUACAUGCUUUAAUGUAGGUCGUGAGAAGAUGUGUUGAAUAAGAUCAAAGUAAGGCGUAGAACAUUUAUAUUGAGAUUGAAAAUGGAGAGAAUGAACCGGUUGAAUCUUUACGCUUUUUUACUAUCUUAUAUUGCGAUUCUUCGUAAAUAAUAUACCAUUAAUAUUGAAGAAAUUGGAUCUUAAGGACACGAAUCACUUACACCUUUGUGUUGGUACUAUUUAUUACAUUGACUAUCCACUUAUUUCUUUCUCCAUUUAUUCAUGUCAUAUAAGAUACUUUAAAAAUGAUGUGGAAUUUUUACUCUAAUAAUAUAAAAAGGCGUAGGUACGUCAAUGUCAGGAAAUGUGCUAUCUUGAUAUUAGGUUGUGAUCCGUAUUUUUUGUAAAUUAUGGUCACCCUAACUUCGUUACGUGACACAUUUACUAUCUAAAUAUCAUGUUGAACUAUACCCAACCAUAGUCUUCGCUACCUUUUUAAGAGUUAGUUAUUACGUACCAAUAAGUUAUUUAUAAGCCAUUAGUUAGCCUAUGUUUAUUAAAACCAGGGUAUACAAUGACUUUGGUCGUAUUUAUGUAUGGUCAAUAAAUUAUAAUCACAAAGCAGUAAGCACUUAUACUUGCUAAAAUUGCAUAAAUAUGCUUCGUUAAAUAGGGUACAAAUUAGUAUUGUAGAUGUUUAAGUUGUUUUUAUAUAUACCUACUUACCUAAUUAUUAAUAAAAAAUAUUAAACUUAGGGAUCACUUUUAAAUACAUUAUUCAAAUUAUGCCAUCAUUUGUUUUGACGAUUUUUACCGUUAAAUUACUAAACCCAAUAUUUAAUGUUAAAAUUUGAGUAGCCAUACUUUUACUGUUUUGAACCAAAUUUUAAUUUUUUAUCGAUUGUUAUUGCCAAAGUUUAUUACUUAUUGGAUAAUUAUUAUGCAACACUUACUACUUCUCCAAGAUUUUGCGCUCUUGUUAUUUUUACAUGGUAUUUGGUAAUAGUUUCGGUUAAGCCACACUUUAAAUGUAUGAUCAAAAUUUAUUAUUGUAUUCAUUAAAAACAUUGGAAAAGUAGAAAUUAUGAAAAUACCCAAGUGGAGGGACUAUUUACCUUUGGACUGGCGGCUGUCAAAGUGCUUUUGUGCCUGUUUGAUAUUCGCCAUUUUGGCGCUGUUUGCCAUGUAGCGAGAGUCUGCGGCACUAAAACUAGUGAUGACAACCUCAGCAAACAUCGAUAGAUGGUGGGAAACUAUUAAUAAAAAAAAAGUGAACUUUAUUACCUACGUUGAUUCCUGAAGUUUAAAUAACAAGGAAAACGAACGAAAUUAAUUCAGAAUGCAAAAAUAUUUCAGAGUACUGUACGCUUCUGUCGCUGCCAUUUGUAUUAUACGUCAAAAUUAGUUCUCUGGACCCUCGCAAGUGGCGCUUCAAAUAGGCACAAAAAAAUUGCUGUGAAACAUAUGGAACAGCCUGUCCAGUGGUGUUUAUACAGGUCAGUGGAAAAAACGUGGCGAAAACAAUGUAGCAUCUCUGAUAUAUGAAAACCUUCGAUUUGUGAACUUGCCUUACGAUUGCAGACUUAAAAUAGUUCAAUAAAGAUCUUAUGGAUGUAAUACUUAAUUUUAUAUUAGUCAGUUUGUAAAUUGUAAUUGUAGUAUUAAUUUGGUUCUGAGUGAUUUUAUAAAUGUGAUAAGUUACCAACUAAAGUGUUGAAAUAAAAAUAUAGUUGAAAGGU